CACUAACCCACCCCACUUUCAUCGUCACCGCUUCUCUCUAUAAAUUUGCUCCUUUAGCCUCUUCAUUCCUCCCCCUUUCCCCUUCUCCUCUCCUACUAUCUCCACUUCACCCCAUAUCUUAGUUCGUGCUAAGAGAGGUGCCGAAUCUCAGUGGAUUGUAAUAGCAAGCCACUCUGCCACUUACGAUACUAUCUGAUAUAACAAUGAGCAUAUCGAUGGAGUACUAUUGCUCAAGGCUAGAGAUCUUCCUCUCCCUACUCAUCAAAUGGCUACUCCUUCCAGUGAGAUGGCUCGCCAUCUGGACCAAUCGUGAGUCGCCACAUGGCAAUCAAUCUGAUAUCAUGCGGAAGGCCGUCAGAGACAGCCUCCAUGUGGCGACCUACGGGGAGCUAAUAAUGAAAACAACCGUAGAGGAGACGACAUGUGCAGUUUGCCUUAGUGAAGUGCAAGGGAGAGAUAGAGUGUGGGAGUUGAGGAAUUGCAGUCACGUGUUCCAUAAAGGGUGUUUGGAUACAUGGCUAGAUCAUGAUGAACAUUUGACUUGCCCUCUUUGUCGAGCUCCUCUUAUUACUCCUGCUCAGGCUCACCAAGGCCCGUUUGUGGCCCGGGAGGAGCCCAGUUGGGCUGUGGAGAGGCUCCUCUAUCUCUUUGGAGAUGAUUUGCUCUUGAGUUAAUAGCCACUGUGAUUGUGGUUGCUCAUUAGUUCUUGGGGAUUGCAUGUACAUGUGUAUGUUAUAUACAGAGAUAUAUAUAUUUAUAUAAUAUUUUUGGGUUAA
Asparagus officinalis (garden asparagus) is the source of this 776-nucleotide messenger RNA. Its product is annotated as RING-H2 finger protein ATL47-like. The record is from RefSeq and is a predicted model, not a curated record. Lineage: Eukaryota; Viridiplantae; Streptophyta; Magnoliopsida; Asparagales; Asparagaceae. The coding region runs from base 204 to 674 and encodes 156 amino acids. Gene Ontology annotation, molecular function: ubiquitin protein ligase activity. Gene Ontology annotation, biological process: protein ubiquitination. The transcript has a single exon.